GUCUGAGACAGUGAGUCUGAGUUUGACACUGGACUGAUAGUAUAGUAUUAAGCACAAGCAGACGCCAGGGAUAGAAGUCAGAUGUUAGUUUGUUUAUAUUUAUACAAGUUGUUUUAAUGUUUUUGACAUUAUUCGUACUUCCAGCAAUCACACAAAUUUCAAGAAAUCACAAUGGAAAAUAACCAGUAUGAAACAAAUCUGGACGAAGAUACCUUGAAGUAUGCUGCUGAAGUUUUAAAUGAAAAUUCAUCCAACAGAGAUAAUGAUGUCUUGCAAAUUAGGGAGUGGUUGUCUUCGCAGCCUCAUUUGCAUGCUAAAACAGAUGCUGUUACGAUAGUUAGAUUUCUGAGAGGGUGCAAAUUCGACCAUGAGAAAACCAAGAAGAAGAUAACAGCUUUCUAUGAACUGCGUGGAAAUGCGCCGGAAUGGUUUGUGGAUAGAGAUCCAACUCUGCCUCCUCUACAGGAACUGUUGUCUCUUGGCGUCUUUCUGCCACUUUUGAAGAAAGAUCCUUCAGGUCGUCUGGUUGUUCUGAUUCGUGUAGCAGCUCAUGACCCGAGCCGUCACCUUCAGAACGAUGUCUUCAAGGUGGGCAAGAUGACCCUGGAUCUAGCCAUAGAGCAGGAUGAGUCAGUGUCAGUGUACGGUGUCACAGCAGUGUUCGACCUGACAGGCAUCUCAUUGGGACAUGCGCGCAUCCUCACACCCGGAAUGAUCAAGAAGGCAGUGCAUGCUUGGCAGGACUGUUAUCCAGUUCGAACUAAAAGUCUGGAUUUCAUCAACACACCAUCGUAUGUGAAUGUGGUUUUAAAUAUAUUCAGAGCCUUCAUGCGAGAGAAGAUGAAGAAUAGGGUCCAUGUACAUGGGUUUAACCUGCAGUCUCUGCAUGAGUUGGUGCCUCCUAGCAUACUACCUGAAGAGUACGGAGGUACUGAUGGGAAACUGCAAGAUCUCAUAGAUCACUGGAAAGCGAAGGUAACCGAGGGGAAGGAAUGGUUUGCUGAAGACGAGAAGUAUAAAGCAGAGGCAGUCAGCUGAUCAGGUGGAUGAAAUUUCAGUUCUCAAGGUUCACAAUAACUGUGACCUCAAUUGUCCUGGUGAACCAUUGAUCUCAACAUCACAUCCUCGUCUGGUCUCCAGUGACAGGAAGUCUACUAUAACCUGUAUAACAUUGUCCGUUGUAUGUUUAUUGGACAAUUUUUAUAUUUUUGUUUUUGAAUCCUAGUUAGUUCAAAAUAGCAUUAAAUAGUAGUAUCUGCCAAAAUUAUAAAAAGCUGACAGUUAAACUAAAAAUUGUUUAUGUAAAAGAUUUUUUAGCAUAUAAUUCAACAAUAAUGUUUGUUUUCGUAAAUUUUAUGACUGCAUUAUUAAUUAUAUUUUUAUUGAAUUGUACAUUUGAUGUGUUUUUAUCAAAGUGAUUUAUUGAAAUAUUGCAAUAUGCUAUUAUAGCUUUAUUGUACUAUCACAAGUCUGAAGUGCCUUAUUAGUCUUAACACUAAGGUUUGAAUAUUAUGUAAUAUAAUGAUUAUUCUUUGUUUAAAGUUUGUUAUUUUAUCAAAUGGAAGGAUUGUGAAAGAAAUAUGAUUUUUUAGACAUUUCCCAUUGUUUAGUGAUGUAAGAAAUCAGUAACACCAAAUUUCUUGUUAUUGAUUUCUAGUAUUACUGAGUGAUGGCAAAUGUAUGAAGAAAUCCUGUUUCCUUCAGAAGUGAUUAUAGCGAUGUUAGUGUGUUAGUACUAUAUUUAAUGGAUUUUAGUACUGUAAACAUUUUUUAAUUAAUUGUAUAUUAUAUUAUUUAUAUAUUGUUGUAAUAAAUUGUUUUAAGAAAG
Molecule: messenger RNA, 1828 nt
Organism: Homalodisca vitripennis (glassy-winged sharpshooter)
Lineage: Eukaryota; Metazoa; Arthropoda; Insecta; Hemiptera; Cicadellidae
Product: retinol-binding protein pinta-like
Exons: 7
Coding region: 172-1038 (288 amino acids)
Cellular component (GO): membrane
Molecular function (GO): phosphatidylinositol bisphosphate binding
Source: RefSeq, a predicted model, not a curated record